This is a messenger RNA of Daktulosphaira vitifoliae (grape phylloxera), 1067 nucleotides long. It is a transcript of the gene nero, whose product is annotated as deoxyhypusine hydroxylase. Gene Ontology annotation, molecular function: deoxyhypusine monooxygenase activity. The coding region runs from base 118 to 1014 and encodes 298 amino acids. The record is from RefSeq and is a predicted model, not a curated record. Gene Ontology annotation, biological process: peptidyl-hypusine biosynthetic process. Lineage: Eukaryota; Metazoa; Arthropoda; Insecta; Hemiptera; Phylloxeridae. The transcript is spliced from 3 exons.
UCGUAUAAUUGAUAGAACCAGUUAAUACACAUGAGUUCUUUUAAAAUUUAAAUAUUCGUCUCUUUUAUUAGACUUUUUACUACUAAUUUUAGUAACUUAAAAUUCAGUUUUAUCACUAUGGCUAAUCAUGAUGAAGUUAUAAAACGAAUUGGAUCAGUUCUUGCUAACUCUAAAUUACCAAUGAAAGAACGUUUUCGAGCUUUAUUUACACUAAAAAAUAUAGGUGGUAAUUCUGCAAUAGACAAUAUAGCUAAAUGUUUUACAGAUAGUUCGUGCCUCCUAAAACAUGAACUAGCAUAUUGUUUAGGUCAAAUGAGAAAUGAAUAUGCUAUCCCUUAUUUAAUAAAAGUACUAAAAGAUGUUGAUCAAGAGCCAAUGGUACGACACGAAGCAGCUGAAGCUUUAGGUGCAAUUGGAAAGCAAGAUGUCAUACCAAUACUAGAAGAAUAUAAAAAUGACCCAGUCCAAGAACUUGCUGAAACAUGCCAAUUGGCACUGGGGAGACUUUUAUUACCUAAAAAUGAAGCAAAUGUUGAAAACAUAUAUGGAUCUGUUGAUCCAGCACCUCCUUCAUCAAUAAAAAGCCUAGAAGAACUUGAAAAAAUUCUUAAUAAUGAAAAUGAAAGUCUUUUUGACAGGUAUAAAGCUAUGUUUUCUUUAAGAGAUAUUGGAUCACCAAGAAGCAUAACUAUUCUUUCUAAAGCCUUAUCAAAUGGAAGUGCUCUUUUUAAACACGAAAUUGCUUUUGUCUUGGGCCAAUUACAAUCUCCACUUAGCGUACCAUAUUUAAAAGAAUCACUUAUGGAUGAAUCCCAGAAUGAUAUGGUAAGGCAUGAAUGUGCAGAAGCAUUGGGUGCAAUUGCUACAGAUGAUUGUUAUGAAAUAUUAAAAAAAUACUUAGAUGAUCAGAAGAUUGUUGUUAAAGAAAGUUGUGAAGUAGCUUUGGAUAUGUGUGAUUAUGAAAAUUGUCCAGAUUUUCAAUAUGCAAAUACUUUAGAAAAAAUAAUAAGUUGAAUUUUUUUUUGUAAAAUUUUAUUUGCCUUAAUCAAUAAAUAAAUUUUACAGCA